Molecule: messenger RNA, 4659 nt
Organism: Pyrus x bretschneideri (Chinese white pear)
Lineage: Eukaryota; Viridiplantae; Streptophyta; Magnoliopsida; Rosales; Rosaceae
Product: abnormal spindle-like microcephaly-associated protein homolog
Biological process (GO): spindle organization; establishment of meiotic spindle localization; mitotic cell cycle
Cellular component (GO): spindle pole
Molecular function (GO): protein binding
Source: RefSeq, a predicted model, not a curated record
GCCAUCCCCGCUCUCUCUUCUGGGCAUUUCAAAUUCAAACCAAGUCAAAAUUCAAACCCCUCUUCGCGUUACUCAGCCACAGACUGAGCAGCGAAGCCCCCAAUGGAAGGCCGAGAGCCACCGCCUUCUCCGUCGCCGUCGCCUUACAGAAACCCCUCCACCCUCUUCAAAGACAUCACCAAUUUCAAAACCCCUAAAGCCUCCUCACGAAUCUCCAAUUUCCAGUCCCCCGGCCCCAAAUUCUUCACUGCCUCGAAACAAACCCCUAGUACUUCUUCGUCAUUUCGCCGCCGGCCGUCUCUCGCUCCAUCAAACUCUGGCCGGAUAAAGGCGGCGUCCCGGAAACUCAAGGCCUUUGAGCUCGAGCAGUCGCAAUCGUCCCGCAAGGCCCAAAUUCAGAAAGAGCAAUCGCUCAAGUCGCUGGCCAAGUCUCUCUCCAUCUGGCUCAAUUUCCUCUUCCAAAACCCUACAUCCUGCGGCUGCAAUUUGUCCGUCGAUGGAGACCGCACGGGAACGCUCCCUAAGGGAAAGAGGGAUAGUGAUCCCGGCAGUGCGGUUGGGGUCGAUUCGGCGUGGCGGGACCCCAAGCGUCAGAGAGACUCUUCGUGGCGGGCCGUGAGCGCUGUAGCGUUUUCGAGCUCCAAGUAUUUGAACCUGCGUUCUUCGUUGGAGCAUGUGUGCAGUGUUGAUGAUUUGACGCAGAGGAUGCGACUCUAUCUGAGCAUGGGCAGUUGCAAGGAGGUUUUCGAUGCGAUGACUCAUGUAGCAAAGAAUAUUGAUGAAGGGAGAUUAAAGAUGAAGGCACAUUGCCCUUUAGUUACAGAUUUUGGGUUGAAGGAGAAGGCCACUAGAAUCCUCAUGAGUUAUAACCCAAUUUGGCUUCGAAUUGGAUUGUACAUUGUUUUUGGUGGUGAUUCUUUGUUGUCUGACACAGAUGCUAAUUCUGAUGAAGAACUCAGGUUUCUGAAAAUGAUCAUUGAAAAGCAAUUUUUUGCACAUUCGGGUCUAGCGAAAGAUUAUGCUUACAACAAGAAGGUUGAGGGUCUUUACAGACCGGGUUAUUACGAAGCUCUGGGAAAUGUCACUUUGAAGAGAUUUCUGAUGCUCGCUCUUAUCCUUGAUAGAGCGAAAUGCCAGAGCAGUCUUUCUCUUAAGUAUGGUAUUGAUGGAGUGGAUGGGGGUUCUCCUUUAUUGUUUACAGUUGAAUCUCAUAUUAAAUCAAGUCAUCAGGUGAUUCAUGAUUUUCUGUCAUCUGAUGUCAUGCUUGGCGAAGGUAAUAUUUCAGCACAUUUGGUGGUUUUAGGAUACAAAGUGUCCUAUCAGCAGCAUCCACUUGUUGAAUAUGACUUUCGAGUUACCGAUUUAUUUGCUGAUCUUCAAGAUGGGGUGCGCCUGUGCAGAGCCAUUCAACUUUUGCUAGAUGACGCCUCUAUCCUCACGAAAAUGGUUGUUCCAGCAGAUACGCUUAAGAAGAACAUGGCAAAUUGUGGCAUUGCCCUGCAGUACCUUAAACAGGCUGGCGUUGUUUUACAUGAUGAAGAUGGAAUGAUGAUUGUGGCAGAUGAUAUUGCUGGUGGGGACAAGGAACUUACUCUUUCCUUGCUCUGGAACACGUUUGUCCAUUUGCAGCUACCGCUUCUGGUCAAGAAAGCAAACUUAGCUGAGGAAAUUUGCAAAAUUCGUGGCAGUGUGAUCAGUUUUGAUUCCUCUUCAUUGGAAAUGAUUUUAAAGUGGAUUCAGGCAAUUUGUGAAAAUUAUGAUUGCAAGGUUGACAGUUUUGCUUCAUUGGUUGAUGGAAAAGCCAUAUGGUGCUUGCUGGACUAUUACUUUCGUAAGCAACUAUGUUGUGGUCGGUCAUCAAAGGAUCGUAAUAAAUCAAGUCACGAAGAAUCAAUCAUGUUGGCCACUGAUUAUUCAGAUGCAGUGCACAACUUUUUAUUGUCCCAGAAAUUGUUGACGUUAUUGGGAAACUUUCCAGAGGUUCUGCAAAUUAGUGACAUUCUUGAAUACAACGGUGCACGAAAUGACCGGAGUGUGGUGAUACUAUUGGUGUUCCUUUCAUCUCAACUUAUUGUCAAGAAAAAUAUGGACCAAUUAAAUUUCCAUAAACUCUUGGGUUGUGAUUGCCAAAGUACAGACAGAAAAUAUACAUGUAUGGGAUGCUAUGUAAGACCCGAAGCAACACAAAUCGAAGAGGAAACAUAUGACCACCACACUGAAGAUUCUGUAAGAAAGUUUAAGGCUAUUCAGGCCUGGUGGCAAGAUAUGGCUGAAAGGAACCAUAAAUCUGUUGCAAAACCAACUUCUCCGACUUCGCUUAACCUCUCUACGAAUAAGGAUAACAUUAAUACUGAAAAAGUAAAUACUGACAAAGGCAAUUAUGAGGGAGGAAGUAUUGUAACUCAUCAUAUAUCUGCUCCUGAUCUAGUCAAAGCUGCCAUUGUUGUCCAAAGAUAUAUUCGUGGGUGGCUUGCAAGGUUGAGAUACAUUCAUGGGGUUGCUCUUGUAGAUAAAUCUUGCAAUCUGUGCCAAGAAAAUGUUGCACGUGAUCUUCAAGUAAGGGCAGAAAAUACUGAAAAAAGAAAUUACGAGGGAGGAAGUAUCGUAACUCAUGAUAUAUCUGCUCCUGAUCUAGUCAAAGCUGCCAUUGUUGUCCAAAGAUAUAUUCGUGGGUGGCUUGUAAGGUUGAGAUACAUUCAUGGGGUUGCUCUUGUAGAUAAAUCUUGCAAUCUGUGCCAAGAAAAUGUUGCACGUGACCUUCAAGUAAGGGCAGAAAAUACUGAAAAAAGCAAUUAUGAGGGAGGAAGUAUUGUAACUCAUGAUAUAUCUGCUCCUGAUCUAGUCAAAGCUGCCAUUGUUGUCCAAAGAUAUAUUCGUGGGUGGCUUGCAAGGUUGAGAUACAUUCAUGGGGUUACUCUUGUAGAUAAAUCUUGCAAUCUGUGCGAAGAAAGUGUUGCGCGUGAUCUUCAAGUAAGGGCAGCAAUUAAAAUCCAGUUUGCAUGGAAGAAUUUUUCUGUCUGUCAUUCUCUUCUCUAUCAGCAUUCCGCUGCAACUAAAAUUCAAAGUCAUUUUCGUGGUUGGCUUUUGAGGAGGAGGUUUCAUAUUAACAGGCAAGCAAUAAUAAAAAUCCAAAGUGUUUAUCGAAUGUCAAAAUGCUGGAAGGCUUAUCAGCAAUACAAAAUUGCAGCUGUUUCAGCCACUGUCAUUCAAUCUUAUAUACGUGGGUGUUUUGCCCGGAAAGGUGCUGAAAAUCAUAGGCUUCUCAUUGUUGCAAUCCAAAGAUACUUCCGUGGUUGGCUGAUCAGAAGUCAAUUCUCGUGUCAAAGACAGGCUGCAGUAAAGAUCCAAAGCGCUAUUCGAGGCUUGAUAUGGCGUCAAUCAUUUCAUCGUCAUAGACAAGCUGCAGUGGAAAUUCAACGAAUAGUCAGGGGGCAGAUCAGUCGAAAUAGGCUCUUAGGUGCUGCUUCACUACGCCCAAUCGUCCGCAAUGGUUGUCCUUUGAAUAGCACAGGAGCCCUUUAUAUGGGUGCUGAACUAAAUAAAGUUGUUUGCUCUGUGUUGAAAUUGCAAAGGUGGUGGAGGAGUGUUAUGUCACUAAACUUUAGAACGAAUUCUGCGGUCAUUAUUCAGUCUCAUAUUCGAGGGUGGUUUGCUAGGCAAAAAGCUGCUAGAGAGAGGCAAUGUAUUGUUGUGAUACAAUCAUGCUGGAGAGGCUACCUUCUAAGGAGGAAAGAGACGGAAGGUCAGCUACUGGAGCUGCGCUUGAGAGUGCAAAAGUCUGCCACGAAUGUAGAUGAUAGCUUGCGGAUUAUAAACAGACUUGUAGCAGCACUUUCAGAGCUACAAACAAUGAAAAGUAUCAGCAGCAUUCUUCACACUUGUGUUACUUUGGGUAAGCCACCUGCACAUUCUCAGAAAUGUUGUGAAAAACUUGUGGAGGAAGGAGCUAUUAAAACAUUGCUGAAGAUUUUUGGCUCAGCCACCCGAAGUAUACCCGAUCAGGAGGUUCAAAAACACGUGCUCUCAACUCUAAGGAACCUUGCCCGCUAUCCACACCUGGUAGAAGUGCUAAUUGACAGUCCGGGAUCAGUGGAAACUGUUGUAUGCGAGUUUGUAAGGAACAAGGAAGAGGGUUAUUUCACCGCUUCCGAACUUCUGAAGAAGGUUUGUGCUAGCCGUAAAGGCGUUGAAGCUGUGCGUAAAUCACCCGCUCUUUUGAAAAGGCUACACAAUCUUGUUGAGGAACUUAGUAGGAAGGCUGGCAACAAUGACAAGAGAGAAGUUGCAGUUGCUAGAGAAGCUACAGAAAGGAGAUUAAGGGAGGCUGUUGAAAUUAUGAAGAUGGUAAAACAGAGGUACUAGUACUAUUUACCAGGGUAACUUGUUGAGUUCCAGAGUGUAAAAAGUUACCUUGGUUAGUUAUGAUGUAAUGCUGACGUGUGUAUUUUGCCAUUGAAUUUACACGUUCAAUGGGGGGAGAGAGAAGGACAGGGCAACUUGAUUUGGGUGAUGCACCUCAAAUUGAAUGCUGGGUUUUUUUUUUUUUUUUUUUUUUUUUCUUUCUUCCUUCCGCUGCGAUGGAUUAUUAGCUUGGAGUGCAUGUGAUGGGUUUUGUAAAUUUUCUAUGGAGUGCUUAAUUCUAUGAGUUUCGUUUGAUAA